Molecule: messenger RNA, 742 nt
Organism: Thamnophis elegans (Western terrestrial garter snake)
Lineage: Eukaryota; Metazoa; Chordata; Lepidosauria; Squamata; Natricidae
Gene: SYNDIG1L
Product: synapse differentiation inducing 1 like
Exons: 3
Coding region: 29-742 (237 amino acids)
Cellular component (GO): membrane; intracellular membrane-bounded organelle
Source: RefSeq, a predicted model, not a curated record
AGCAUCUGCCAUUGAGUUUUAAAGGAAAAUGGAAAGUGUGAGUGAACUUCAGAAUCCACUGUUGUCCAAGAACAAUGGACACCUUCAUGGUAGCUGUACUUAUCACCAGGAUUACCAUGGUCAUCGUUGUCAUGGCAAAUUAUAUUCCUAUAUCUUCCAAAAUUCAGGUAAUGCAAGGACACACCAGUUGUUGGAUGCCAGUUCUCUUCAACUAGCUGUUGAAGCGCUGUAUGGUCCAAAUUUCAUUCUGGUGAAGGAUGAAAGCAGUGUCAAAGUCAAGGACAACAAAGGUGACAAUUGUGAGACAACCUUCAUGGAAAACAAAGACACAUCUGCUGAUGUUUCUGAUGAGCAAGAAACACAGGGAAGAUCUCUAAUGGAAAAUGAUAUCAAAAUCCAGACAGUAUCUUAUGAAGUAGAGGAAGAGGAAUUGCAGGAAUAUGAGAGUGACUCUUCAAGUGAUAGCGAGAGUGAAGAUAAUUUUCUGAUGCUUCCUCCACGAGACCACCUAGGCUUAGCCAUUUUCUCAAUGCUCUGCUGUUUUUGGCCCCUGGGAAUUGCUGCCUUCUGUUUUUCUCAAGGGACAAGUAAGGCCAUCUCCAAGGGGGACUUUCACCAGGCAAGCUCAGCUUCUCGACGAGCACUCUUCCUCGCUGCACUAUCAAUUACCAUCGGCACAGGGGUAUAUGUUGGAGUGAUUGUAACACUGAUUGCUUACCUUUCUAAAGGUGGGCAUGUAUAA